Messenger RNA from Penicillium roqueforti, 822 nucleotides. Its product is annotated as SDR family NAD(P)-dependent oxidoreductase. The transcript has 3 exons. The record is from RefSeq and is a predicted model, not a curated record. NCBI's taxonomy places the organism in Eukaryota, Fungi, Ascomycota, Eurotiomycetes, Eurotiales, Aspergillaceae. The coding region runs from base 1 to 822 and encodes 273 amino acids. Gene Ontology annotation, molecular function: oxidoreductase activity.
AUGAGCAUCAACGGAUUUGCUCUCGUUACUGGUUCAGGGAGCGGGAUUGGCCGGGCCUGCGCGUUGGCCUUUGCUUCUGAAGGAGCUGCUGGCGUUGUCUUUGCCGAUUUGAACCGAGAGAGCGCUGAGAAGGCAGCCGAAGAAAGCAAGAAAUUGGCAACACACCCUGCAUAUCGAGCACUCGUAUUGACCCUCGACGUGACCAAUGAGGAGCAGGUGGAAUCCGUGGUAGCAGAGACGAAGCAGGCGUUUGGAAGAAUUGAUUACAUGGUGAAUUCGGCUGGAAUUGGUGUCCAAGUCGCAGCGGAGAUUGCCGAAGCAUCCCUGCCGGAAUUUAACCGCUUCCUCGACGUGAACGUCAAAGGGACUUUCCUUCUCACCAAGGUUAUGUCUCGCGCCAUGAAAGAGCAACAGCUGAAGCCCGUGAGCUCGAAAAAUCCCGAUCGGGGUUCUACGCGGGGUGUUAUUCUCAAUAUGGCGUCUUGUUCAUCGUUCGUGGCGACGCCUUUAUUGACGCAGUAUACCACGUCUAAACAUGCCGUUCUUGGUUUGACUCGAAACGCCGCAUUGGAUAAUGCGCAAUACAAUAUCCGUGUCAACUGCCUGUGCCCCUCGUGGGUUGAUACGCCUAUGGUGGACCGCGCCGUGCAAGGGAAUCCGGAAUUGAAGGCGCUGAUUGCAAAGGCCGUGCCAAUGGGAAGGAUUGCACAUGUGGACGAGAUAACUGAUUUGAUCUUGUUCCUAUGUAGCCCCAAAGCGAGUUAUGUCACUGGUAGUAGCUGGAUUGUUGAUGGGGGAACUACUCUGACAAGUCAUGCUUAA